AUGGCUGCUAACGGGACCAACGGCGACUCCGCUGCCGUUCUCGAUGAACUCAAGGCUCCCGCCGGCGUCGUCCUGCCGCCCCGCGAGAUUCGCAACAUUCUCGAAAAGACCGCCGGUUACGUCGCGCGUAACGGUGCCGUUUUCGAGGACCGCAUCCGCGACAAGGAGCAGGCCAAUCCCAAAUUUAGCUUCCUGAACCCCGAAGAUGCCUACCACCAAUACUACCAGUGGCGCCUGACUGAGGUGCGUGCCGGUCGAGGAACGGACAUCGCUGCCGGUCGCGCAGGAGAAGCCGCGAAGGAACCCGAAAAGCCCCAGGGCCCUCCUAAGCCACCUGAUUUUCAUUUCUCUGCGCGCAUGCCCAGGAUCAAUCAAAAGGACUUGGACAUCAUCCGCCUGACGGCUCUCUUUGUCGCCAAGAAUGGACGUCAGUUCAUGACCCAGCUCGCUCAGCGCGAGGGUGGCAACCCCCAAUUUCAAUUUCUUGUUCCCAACCACACAUUCCACAACUUUUUCCAGCACAUAAUCGACCAAUAUACAACAUUAUUACGAGCGGGCGGGCUAGGCGGCGAAGGCGGCAAGCUCCAGGAGGAACAAAUUGCCGAGCUCGAAAAGAACAUUGCCGACAAGUUUUACGUGCUCACACGCGCAAAGCAACGCGGUGAAUAUAUUAGAUUCCAGGAGCAAGAAAAGGCCCAAAGAGAAGAGGAGGAGGAAGAAGCCAAGGCAGAGUUUGCGCGCAUCGACUGGGGCGACUUUGUCGUUGUCGAGACCAUCAACUUUACCGAUAGCGACGAAACGGCCAACCUGCCACCGCCCACGAACCUCUCCGAGCUCCAAUACGCAUCGCUAGAAGACAGAAACAAGGCUUCCAUCAGCGCCAAUCUUCGCAUCGAAGAGGCUAUGCCCGGCGAAGAGCUCGGGCAAAACGGUUAUAAUGCUGCCGUACCAGGGCCACCAGCCUACCCGCUCCCAGUCCAUCCUGGCUACGCUCAACAACACAACCAGCACUACCAGCCCCAGAUGCCUCAGCAACCACAAAAGUCGGCGCAAGAGCUUGAGGAAGAACGCAGGAUACAGGAGCGUGCCGAUGCCCAGGCCCGUAUGCACCAAGCCCAGAAUGUAGCCCGUGGCGGUGGGCCUCAGAUGAAGAUUCGCGAAAACUACGUGCCCGGGGCCCAAAAGGCUAAAAAGGUGCAAAUGGCAAUGUGCCCCAACUGCAAGCAACAAAUUCCUCUGAAUGAAAUGGAAGAGCAUAUGAGAAUUGAACUUUUGGAUCCCCGAUGGAAGGAGCAAAAGUCAAAGGCCGACGCGCGCCACGCGCCGUCCAACAUGUCACAGGUAGACGUGGCCAACAACCUGAAGCGACUCGCCAGCCAGCGCAGCGACGUCUUCGACCCUGUCACCGGCCUGGCCGUGUCGGAGGACGAGCUCGCGCGGCGGAAAAAGGCCGUCAUCAACAGCUUCGACGGCAACCCCGAAGGCCAGAGCCAGGCGCAUAUGAGCCAUCUUCAGGGCAUGAAUGUCGAGGAGCAGAUUCGCGCUAUUCACCAAAAGUUUGCAGAUAAAAAAUAG
Molecule: messenger RNA, 1575 nt
Organism: Akanthomyces muscarius
Lineage: Eukaryota; Fungi; Ascomycota; Sordariomycetes; Hypocreales; Cordycipitaceae
Exons: 2
Coding region: 1-1575 (524 amino acids)
Biological process (GO): mRNA cis splicing, via spliceosome; regulation of alternative mRNA splicing, via spliceosome
Cellular component (GO): U2-type prespliceosome; U2 snRNP; catalytic step 2 spliceosome
Molecular function (GO): RNA binding
Source: RefSeq, a predicted model, not a curated record